CGUCUCCCGGCGGCGGGGGAGAGCACAUCCGGGUCGCUAGAGCAGGUGCCUCAGGCCCCGCCCCUUUACCCCCGUUCUAGUCUGCACUAACAGCCAUCUCGGGCCUUUUCCGCUUUUCGUCUGCCGGCUUUAUCUCUGUUCCCCAGGUCGUUCUGGGCUCGAGGCCCCAGUUCCUCAGCAACCUUCCUCCGCCCCAGCGACUCGCUUCUCACCCCGAAUCUCUCCGAGGCUCGGAGCAACUCUGCUGUGCGUCUUCGCGGUGCCUCCCGGGCUGAGGCCUGCCGCGCUCAGUGAGUCUGUGCAGACCUGACCCCGCGUCUCCCCCGCAGCUCGGUUGAGGCCGCCGCCGCCUCACGAUGCCCAGACUGGGCUCUGCGCAGCGCUGGGCGGCCGCCGCGGGCCGUUGGGGCCACAGGCUGCUCGUGCUGCUGCUGUUGCUGGUGCCGGGGCCCGGCGGCGCGUCUGAGAUCACCUUCGAGCUGCCCGACAAUGCCAAGCAGUGUUUCUACGAGGACAUCACGCAGGGCACCAAGUGCACCCUCGAGUUCCAGGUGAUUACUGGCGGUCACUACGAUGUAGAUUGUCGAUUAGAAGAUCCUGAUGGUAAUGUGUUAUACAAAGAGAUGAAGAAACAGUAUGAUAGUUUUACCUUCACAGCCUCCAAAAAUGGGACAUACAAAUUUUGCUUCAGCAAUGAAUUUUCUACAUUCACACAUAAAACUGUGUAUUUUGAUUUUCAAGUUGGAGAAGACCCACCCUUGUUUCCUAGUGAGAACCGAGUCAGUGCUCUUACCCAGAUGGAAUCUGCCUGUGUUUCAAUUCAUGAAGCUCUGAAAUCUGUCAUCGACUAUCAGACUCAUUUCCGUUUGAGAGAAGCUCAAGGGCGAAGCCGAGCUGAGGAUCUAAAUACAAGAGUGGCCUAUUGGUCAGUAGGAGAAGCCCUCAUUCUUCUGGUGGUUAGCAUAGGGCAGGUAUUUCUUCUGAAAAGCUUUUUCUCAGAUAAAAGAACCACAACAACUCGUGUUGGAUCAUAACUACGCUUUGAGAAUUGGUGCCCCAUUGCCGCUGUAAUAUUGCUGUCCUCUAAUUAGUUUUAGGUACCGAAGAACUUGAUAUUGGCAACAUUUUUAGAACCUUACUCAUACACUUGUUGGGGGGGAUGUACAGUGCAUAACCCCAAGCUGUGGAAAGGACACUUUUUUCAAUUUGUAAGGGUAGAAAAACUUUGGAACUUACUUUGGGCUAUUCAUAAAUAUUCAGUACAAUGAUCUACUCUUUCUUGGUUGUUUCUAUCUGUUCUUCUUACACUAAACUUUGGUAUUUUGAUUCCUUUUAUCCGUUUAAAAGUACUUUUCUUGUAGGUAGUGGAUAUUUUAAAAACCUUCGAUUUAAUGUCUACAUGUGUUAUGGAGGAAGAA
Molecule: messenger RNA, 1418 nt
Organism: Sus scrofa (pig)
Lineage: Eukaryota; Metazoa; Chordata; Mammalia; Artiodactyla; Suidae
Gene: TMED7
Product: transmembrane p24 trafficking protein 7
Source: RefSeq, marked validated